ACCAUCUCGCGCACAAUGGGAAGAUGUGACCGGCUCAACACCAUUGACAUUCGUAAACGAUUGUGUUUCAUUUACCACAACCGUAUCGGCUAGAUUUUGGUUGAUGGACUGCAGGAACAUCUCCGAAGCUACUAAGAUGGCCACCGAACUUUACAAGGAGGUAAUCCAUGUGCCGUUUAUGGCCAAGUUUGUAGUCUUCGCCAAGAAAGUGGAACCUUACGAAGCCCGCCUGCGAGUUUUCUGCAUGACCGAUGAUCGCGAAGAUAAGACACUCGAAAAGCAGGAAAGGUUUACAGAAGUUGCCAAGAGUCGUGACGUUGAAGUACUCGAAGGCAAACCACAAUUUAUUGAAAUGGCUGGUAAUUUAGUGCCAGUCACCAAAUCUGGAGAUCAAUUGCAAUUACAAUUCAAAGCAUUCCGUGAAAAUCGUCUACCAUUUACGGUACGUGUCAAGGACCAACACGCCGACAUUGUGGGACGUACAUUGUUUAUGAAGGAGCCAAAAGUUGCAAAGGGCGAGCCACCGCAACAUCCCAUCUGUAUUUUGAAUAUUGUAUUACCCGACAUUGUCAUACCGGAUACAACUACCGAGUUCAGCGAUAAGAUUACCACAACCUAUCGGAGCUCGCUGUUUAGUUUGAGCAAACAUCAGAACGAUCAUUACAUCGGCGAUAUACGUAUUGUGGAUUUGUCCAAUUUACUAGGCAAGGAUUGGAUACAAUUAGCCUCUGAAAUCGGUAUUAGUACGGAAGAGAUUGAUGAGAUCAUAAAUCAAAAUACUGAUAGUAUUGCGCGGCAGGCCCAAAGCAUGAUACGACUUUUCAAGGAUAAACCAAAUUACGAUAUACACGCCUUAGAAGUAGCGCUCAAAAAUAUUGGACGUGAUGAUAUUAUGAAAAAGUGCAAAAGUGGGCGGCUUUCACACUCUCGCGACUUUGACGAAACCGACAUUAUGAAGAAUUCGGAAUCGGUGGAGGAACUCGUGCGACAAGAGAGUAAACGAAUUCAACAGAUCCAUGACCAUGAGGAAGUCAAAUACUCGGCGGAGGAAAAGGAAGUGGAAGAAUCUGAAUCAGACGAAGAAAUCACGAAGCGCACUGUAGCCGAACGACGAGAGAAGAUCGUUAAAAGACUCUCCAUCGAGCGGCAAAUUCCAGCUUCAUCGCAGAAAAAGGAAAUUACACGCGAAAUUUCCGAAAUAAAACGUAAGAGCCUAAUCGAGGACAAAAAGGCUAUUCAUGAGUCGGAAAUUAAUAUGCAAUUACCGACAGAUAACAUUGUUAAGUCCACUGUUGCUCCCGAUCAAGUUAUGAAAAUGAAAAUGGGUAAAAUGGAUACAGGGGAAAUAAGUAAAAGUGAUUUUGAUAAGGAACUGACGCACAAAUUAAAAACUUCUGGACGUAGCUCAGAAGAGGAAGAUUCCACAACGGAAUAUAAGCAAAUUCAGGAUGAUGAGAACUUAAAAAUCGUACAAGAUAUUAGCGCUGUAGAGAAACCAAAGCACCUGCAAGAGUCGCCGAUUACUUCGGAACAAGAAAAGGCAAAGCAAAUGACUGAAGAUUUUUUAAAUGUAGAAAAGCAAACGCAACUUCCAGCAGAUAUUACCAUCAGCGAGAAAUUUGUUGAAGAAGUAAAGGAAAAAGAAUUGAAAGUUGCGGAAACGGUAGAGAAAUCGAGUCAGAAAAUUGAGAAAAUUAUAACUGCUUUUGAGGGUGGAAAAUAUGAGGAUGAACUGCAAAAGCUGCCGCCCACAGAGAGUAAAACAUCCAUAGUGAACCAGGAGAAGGGUAGCACAAUUGAGGAUAAAAUUGCCGACUUCGAAGCUAGAGGUGUUACCUAUGACAUGAUAUCAGUGCUACCAAAAGAUAUAAAGAAACACGGUGAGAUGCCAACAGACGAUGUGUAUCAGGCAGGCGAAGAGCCCACUAAAUCGUUUGAGAAAUCCAUCACCGAAGACUUUCUAAGUAUGGAGCAAAAAUCUCAAUUGCCUAUCGCAACUGAAAUAACUAAAAAAGCUAUUACUGUCGAUGAACCACUUCAGGAAACCACACGUCCAGUCGCUGAGAAAAGAACAUCUCUGGCCGAAAGGGUGCCAGAGCCAAGAGCGCGACUCUCUACAGAAGUGCAGGCGGAGCCCGAAAGUGCCGAGGGAAAGAAGACUCCCGCAGAGCCAAUACAUAAAGUCACAGAAAUCACAAAAGAAUUCGAAAAAGUUAUCGAAAAAGGUGGCGAAACCGUUACCACCGUUACCACCGCAACAAAGAAGCUGACGCAUGAGUUCUUGAGCAUGGAACAAAAGGCGCAGACGGAGGCGAAGAAAACAGUGAGUGAACUUGCAACUAGCACUGCGGAGGUAAGGGAAACGGCUGAAGAACUUUUUGAAACUACAACCGAAUUGGAGGUGUCAGCGAAAGACGUCGAAAUAGCAAAAAUGCAAAUGAAAGAAGUUACUAAAGAUUUGGCUGCAGAUCUUAAAGAAACUAAAAAAGGACUAGAAGUGGAUUCGAAGACUGAGUUGCGGACAGGAGUUUUAGAAAGCGCACGCGAAUUUGAGAGCGCCACAAAGACUGAAGUAUUGAAGACCAUAAAAGAUUUGAAACAAACCGAGGAUAAAGUAGAAAGUAAAAUAGUAUCUGACGUGUCUGAGACCACGAAAGACUUAAAAGAAGCUGCUAAAACUGUAGAGGUUGCGAAGAAAACGGCAACUGAAACUUUGAAGGAGACGACAGAGGUAACCAAGCAGGAAAUAGACACACAAAUUGAAAAAACUAAAAAAGUGUUAAGCAGUGUUGUGGAUGUGACAAAAGAAACAACAGGCCUAUCUAAAGCCGCGGCCGAUGAAGUGAAAAUCGAUAAGACGGCUAAAGAAGAAAAAACUACAAUUGAGACGAUUCUUUCAACUCAGCAAGCACAAAAGUCAAGCGAAACGCUGCCUGCUGUUGAAACGAAAAAGCUAACAGCAGACUUCCUGACAAUGGAACAACAAAUGCAGUUGCCGACCUCCAAAGAACCAGCAGAAGAAGAUCAGAAACAUGAACUCUUAAAAUCUGCCACUCAUACUGUUAUACCCUCAGUUUUGGGUGCUACUGUCGUUCCUGGCCUAUCCUCUGGCUUGGAAGUUAGACAGCAACCAGCUACAGCCCCGGUGUUAGCAGACACUGAAACUACCGAGGUUAAGAGCGCGAUGAGCGAUCUGAUUAAAACGACAAGCGUUAUCAUGGCUACCGUACCGAAACUCGGAACUGAGGAAGCCGUUAGGUCGUUGGAGGAAAGUCUUAAAGAUAUCAAAAUGGACGUGAAAGCCUUGAGAGAAGAACCAGCAAAAACAGAUACUAAGUCAGACACAACACUAAUCGAUUUCGAACCUGACAUUGUAGUCGAUGAGAAAACAACUACACUCAAGAUGAGUUCAGCGGUGACGGAUACAGUCAAAGAGGAGAGCAUUAAACUUGUUGAAUCAAUUAAAAAGCUAGAAGAAGCAAUAAAAGUAGUCGAUAAGUCAAAAGAAGAUGGCAUUGAGGUAGCCGCGCCCAUCAAUGAGGCAGACAAGGUGACUGCAGUGGGCGUAAGAAAGUUAACUGAAGACUUUCUAACCAUAGAACAGACCACCCAAUUCACGACAAGCACAAAACCGACUAAAGAAACUAUUGUAACGGAUGCGUAUGGUAAAACAACUACACUACCCGCACGCGAAGAUACACAGCCAGUAGCGCAAAUUGUUAGCAGCACUGGCUUGAGUGAAGAAAUUAACAAGAUUGUAACGGAGGCGGCAACAAAAAUAGACACAAUUAAAUUGACCGAUGACUUCUUGGCCGCAGAACAGCGAACUCAGUUACCAGUUGACCAGCAGCAAGCAACCCAAGCUACAAUCGCCCACAAGACAACCGAUGAGUUGGCUGCACCUGCACCUGUACAACCACGAAAGUCUAUAACACUCACAGACGCUGAGUUUUGCAAGUCAGUUGAGGAGACGAUUACAAAGAAGAUGAGCGCGGGACAAAUUGAAAUAGGCGAUGAGCUCAAAACGAAAGCGAGCGACAUUCCAGAUUCACAGACCCCACCACCGACGCCAAUCGAAAUCAGAACUGAUAGGCAAGACACAGUAGAAACAUCGCCACGCAAAACUUCCGAUGAGAAAAGCCAUCUAACUGAUACUGUGAUUACUUUACAUAAGACCACAGAAUCGACAUUCGAACGUGUUUCGGGAAUUUCGAAAAUCGCAUUGUAUCAAGUAAAGAAAAAUUAAAUAUUCGAC
This is a messenger RNA of Rhagoletis pomonella (apple maggot), 4255 nucleotides long. Its product is annotated as ankyrin-2-like. Gene Ontology annotation, biological process: signal transduction. Gene Ontology annotation, molecular function: protein binding. The coding region runs from base 104 to 4246 and encodes 1380 amino acids. The transcript has 6 exons. The record is from RefSeq and is a predicted model, not a curated record. NCBI's taxonomy places the organism in Eukaryota, Metazoa, Arthropoda, Insecta, Diptera, Tephritidae.